AUGAACCAAGAUCAUGCCUUGUCCCUAGACCAAAUCAAUGCCAUAGUUGGGGCUCCUACAGAACACACAUUUGGCCCUAAUAAUCCAAUCCCAGGAUACAACGAUCUUACGUGGUGGACCGAUUUUAUGCGUCAGCUUCCCUAUGUCUCAAGUUCUUCUAAGGCAUCGUCUCUCAUCCACCCUGUGAUGAAAGUGUACCACAAGAUUAUUGCUUCACUUGUCAUCCCUAGAGAGGAAAGAAGCACCAUUAGCACCCUUGAGCUCAAAAUACUCUAUGCUAUGGCCUACUCGGACGAUAAUCUUAUUCCUCACUAUGGCUCAUUCCUAUGUAACAAACUCACCCGCCUCAGCACAUCACGAUCUGACAAAUUAUCUUGUGGUGGCAUUGUAUGUUUAUUUUCCAAAAGCGCUCCAGUCCGAGCCCCAUACCACGAAAUUCACCAACCUCUUCCUGAUGAAACCUACCUUACCACGGAAAUCCUUUAG
Lactuca saligna is the source of this 486-nucleotide messenger RNA. Lineage: Eukaryota; Viridiplantae; Streptophyta; Magnoliopsida; Asterales; Asteraceae. The record is from the annotation of a GenBank genome assembly.